AUGGUGCGAUUGACGACGGCGCUGCGAAGGAUCGACGACGCGAAGUCGCGCGACGGUGGCGGCGCGUGGCGCGUCUGCGAAGCCACGGGCGCGCGCGUGCGCGCGCCGAGGGCGAAGACGCCGUGGGGAUGCGUGCACUUCGUCGGCGGCGCGGUGCUGGGAAGCUUUCCGGACGUCGCGUACGACGCGUGGCUCUCGGCGUGCGCGGACGACGUCGGGCUCGUCGUCGUGGCGACGCCGUACGAGUUGGAUUUGGAUCACGAAAAGUGCGCGAUGGCGGUGAAGAAGACGUACGAUGAGGCGAGAAGGCUGGCGUGCGCGAAGGAAGGGAUGGACGCGUCGCGCGCGCCGACGUUUCGAGUGGGGCACUCGUUGGGAUGUAAGCUGUUGUGUCUCGUCGCGAGCGCGGAGGACGCGAACGAACGCGAAGGGAACGGAGAGGCGGGGGAUGGGACGAUCGAUAUGGACGUCGACGCGACGAGUGGAACGGCGGUAGCGGUGAGCGGGACGACGAGGGGGGGAGUUGGGAACGUGGCGGGUCAUUUUCUCGUCGCGUUUAAUAACGCCGACGCGACUGAUUCGGUUAAGCUCGUGGAAAAGUUUGCGCGAGAGUUGCUGAAGAAACGCGCCGGUGCCGCGAGCGGAGCGUCGGAGGAGUUUUUCAAGACGCUUCCGAAUCUCGCGGCGUUCGCCGAGCGCGCGGCCAAGGCGGCGGGGUUGGAAUUUAAGCCGACGCCCGCGCAGACGCUCGAGCGAUGUCGAACGCGCUUCGCGUCGAAACGCGUUCGGUUGAUCAAAUUUAAGGAUGAUGAUUUAGACCAAAACGACGAGCUUUUGGAAGUUUUGCGAGAACGCAUGAAAGUCUAUCCCGGGCGCGUGGACGCGCGUGAGCUGGACUUCGGUAAUCAUCUGACGCCCGUGUACUUUAGCACGGACGGGUUGAAGCUCACCCCAGCGCUGGAGAAGCUCGUCGGUCAAUUCGCGCUCGGCGAUGCGGAGGGUGUGCGUAAGCUCUCCGCAGAGUUCGCCGCGUUCAUCCGCGACGCGUCAUCGUGA
Ostreococcus lucimarinus CCE9901 is the source of this 1056-nucleotide messenger RNA. RefSeq lists its product with no specific name. Lineage: Eukaryota; Viridiplantae; Chlorophyta; Mamiellophyceae; Mamiellales; Bathycoccaceae. The transcript has a single exon. Bases 1 to 1056 code for a protein of 351 amino acids. The record is from RefSeq and is a predicted model, not a curated record.